AUGCAAAUAUUACUCGAGGAGUAUGGUACACUGCAAGACGACAGUAAUGCCGCCGGUGACCAUUACAACCCGGACAACUACACACACGGUAACGUUUACGAUGCUAUUCGAUCCGGCACGCCGGGAAUCUGGUGUAUUUGCAGCAAAAUCAACGUCAACACCGAAGCCUUCACCCUGAACGGUGACUUCAGCAUUAUCGGGAGGUCGCUGGUUGUCCACGCCGAUAUGGAUGCUCUCGGUCAGGGCAAGGCCAGCGAUAGUAAGGUCAACGGGCAUCCGCGGGUGCGGUUGGCGUGCGGGGUCAUCGGGAUCACCGGAGACAUUCUUAACUCGGCGUAUAGGGAGGACCUAAAACACAGGCGACGCUGA
Messenger RNA from Paramacrobiotus metropolitanus, 369 nucleotides. Its product is annotated as superoxide dismutase [Cu-Zn]-like. The transcript is spliced from 3 exons. Lineage: Eukaryota; Metazoa; Tardigrada; Eutardigrada; Parachela; Macrobiotidae. The record is from RefSeq and is a predicted model, not a curated record. Gene Ontology annotation, biological process: removal of superoxide radicals. The coding region runs from base 1 to 369 and encodes 122 amino acids. Gene Ontology annotation, molecular function: superoxide dismutase activity; copper ion binding.